AUGACUUCGCUCACCCCAAACCAGGCUUGUAAAAAGCUGGCAAACGACCUUAUUGUGUACACACCUUCUGUCAAAGACUGGGAUUUACGUCGAGCAUACGCCGACUUGAUAUCAAAGGUCCAAGCCGCUGCUCGCAGUCCCAACAGCCCAACUGGAGGAAUUACUGCCGCGACGAUAGCAUUAUCAAUUUAUUUCGGUCGUGUGGCGUAUCGAGAAUCUACUCACGGCUCAGAAUUAUGCGUUCUUCUUGCCAAAACCACUCGCGAAGUACCAUUCUGGCGGCCAUAUUUUGGACUUGAUUUCCGACCCUCGCCGGAACAAAAUCGCCGUCAAAUGGCUGGUGACGCAUAUCCCCAGCUUGCUCAGGAUCCUCCGGAUUGUGUUCUCGAGGUUGCCCGACGAAUUUUGACACGCCCUUGGAGUGAGGCCUCAAGCCAGCUGUUUCGAUCUGCCCUUCGACUGAUUGCCAAUUGUUGUGCGGACAACAACCUGAAUCGAAAUGUCAUAGUCCACCGUGGGGGGAUUGAGCUCAUGAUGCACUUAGUAAGGUGGCAAAGGGAGUGCGAUCUUCUACUUCCCACACUGUUCAACGUCUGUAUCGAUUUCGAUGAGCCUGCUGCUGAUGCUGAUGGUGAAUCCUGGAAGCCGUUAGACCAGAUGCAAACCGAGCCAUAUCAAGAAUCAGGACCUAUCGUCAAUGCUGCGGAACAGAGACUCGGACGAUGGGAAGAGCUUAGUGAUAAUACUAGCUCUGUCGAAAAGCUGCUUGAUACAAUGGAUCAUGCAAAUGGGCUUUAUUCGACCCUUGCAGACCUCGUCGAAAUGGCGAGUCGAGUGACCCUUUAUGGAGUGCACAACCUCAUCAGUCAAUUGAACGGUACUGAAUCGGAUGACAUAGUCGAAGCCAGCACAAUCAGCGUUAUCGAUGCGCUUCUGACUCAAGGGUCCAGAUUGAUAGGACGAGAUCCAGAAUGCUGCACGUCGAUCUGCCAGGCGAUCAUGAACAUAUUUUCGCAGAAGGCCACACGUCAAGGUCUAAUUAGCGUCGAUGGUGCAUUGUGGCAACUGAUCAAUUUGCCAUAUUUGGUGCCCACCACGGAUGACGAGAUGAGGGACAGCUUAAUCCCAUACAAAAAAGUGAUCUUGAAGCUGGUGUAUGAAGUGUCUGCGUCCGAAGCUUAUGGGAGUAAAUUCCAUGCCGACACAACAUUACUUCGGAACUGCAUUAGCGUUCUGUCUCGAGGCCAUUCCAUGCCGUCCUCGCAUCAAUCGCCAUCUUAUCUCGCAGACGCCAUUGAGAGACAUCCACACUCAUCCAUUCUUGUUCUUAUAUCGAACUCCGUGGUCUCCACAGAUCGAGCUGCCGCCCUGCUUCGGGCUUAUCCAGACCUAGCAUCAUGUCUAACUCGUCUCAUUCAGGAUGUGUCUGAUCAUGAAAUUCUCCACCCUGCGGUCGACCUUGCCACACGACUGGCACUGUGUAGUGACGGUCAGCGGCAGCUAUACGAGGCAGGUAUACUACAAGCUGUAAGCAAAGUGCUCAACCCAACGAGCGAGGUCAAUGGAGCUGGCAUUGAGGUCCAGCGUGAGACAGUCAGUCUGAUCAGAUUGGUGAUCAAGGGCCACUCGGAGUACACCAGUGCUCUGAGCAUCAUCGGCUCUCCAUAUCAGAAUGAUUCUCACGUAGAGCUAGAUUCUGACAACAAGGGAGACAAGAACCAGACCCAGCAAAGGACGCAACAGAGCCUUGCCGCGAAGGUUUUCUACCUCUUUUAUCAUACCACCGACGCGGCUACAAAGACGGCCAUUGGGAGACUCGUCAUAGAGAUACUGCGAACACUGGCAUCCGCACUCCCCGCAGGUCGAGUUGGUGGUCCAUCGACUUAUCCUGCAAACAACGAAACGCAAAUGAUUUCGACGGUCGAGUCACGCCUCGGAAUGAUCUUCGAACCAAUCUCCACAACCAUACCCUCAGACCAAGCAACCUCUGGCGUCUCUGAAACCUCGAGAAAUCCAGCUGUACCAAUCGCCCACAUUAUCACCGAACCCCAACCUCAAGGACAAGCCCCGUCCGCCGCACAAGAAGCAGAAGCCUGGUUUGGCCUAGGUCUCCUUUCGUCCUUUCCCUCCUUCCACAGUUCGAUCCUCCAGGCUCUCGCCAUUAACGAGCACCAGCUCCUCACUCGACUCAAGAAGAUCAUCGCGGAGACGCCUAUCAAUGCUAGCACUCCAGCUCCAGCCACAAGCACCACUACCAUACCCCCAUCACUUUCCUCGUCCAUCACAUCGGGAUUAGACUCCCUCGCACUCACCGACUCCGAACUACUGCGUUCUCCAAACUCGAGUCUUAUAGCACUUCCUAAACCGCAAAAUCCACCGCCACCACAACAGGACGCACGCUACGCGAACGUCAAGGUCCUCGUCGUCCGGAUGGUACAGUCCCAUCAAGGAGCAGCACCCACAUCCCAGCAAACGUCUGCGAGCGAUAGCGAAGAGAUCAAAGUCGUGCGAGAUGCUUUAGAAGCCGCUGCUACGGAUUUGGGCGUUGAUUGGGUGCUGGUCUGA
Messenger RNA from Exophiala bonariae, 2565 nucleotides. RefSeq lists its product as uncharacterized. Bases 1 to 2565 code for a protein of 854 amino acids. Gene Ontology annotation, molecular function: guanyl-nucleotide exchange factor activity. Gene Ontology annotation, cellular component: cytosol. NCBI's taxonomy places the organism in Eukaryota, Fungi, Ascomycota, Eurotiomycetes, Chaetothyriales, Herpotrichiellaceae. The transcript has a single exon. The record is from RefSeq and is a predicted model, not a curated record. Gene Ontology annotation, biological process: positive regulation of GTPase activity.